Ostrea edulis (European flat oyster) is the source of this 3777-nucleotide messenger RNA. RefSeq lists its product as uncharacterized. The record is from RefSeq and is a predicted model, not a curated record. The transcript is spliced from 17 exons. Bases 98 to 1786 code for a protein of 562 amino acids. NCBI's taxonomy places the organism in Eukaryota, Metazoa, Mollusca, Bivalvia, Ostreida, Ostreidae.
CCAAAUGUUUACUUUCACUUUCGACCCAACUGACGUGGACGAGGUUCUGAAUUUUGCAAAAUGUAAACACAUGAUUCUUUAAAGACAUCGGUUCAGAAUGAGAGAGACACUAAAAAAAGGAGGAAAAAUUUUGGUGUAUUUACAAUGUUAUUUCGUGACCAUAGCCACCAUAUUGGGCACUGGAAUACUAGGUCUUCCUGUGACAUUGAGUGAAUCGGGAAUCUACCCUUUCUUGGUGUCUUUCCUUAUCGGUGCCGUAAUGCAGGUUCUAACAGUUUACUUUUUUACGGAGCUCCUCCAGUUGGCACAUGCAACUCAACUUCAGUCUCAAAAGGAGGAGUUAGUUCCCCUGAAUGAUCUGUUGGCGGAUGAAACAUGUGAUGAAUUGGAAGAGGAGGAUGAAAACAGUGGAUCUGUGUUGGCUGGUCAUGUGAUCUUAGCCAAACAAGACCACGCCCAGCCCCCCAAUCUGCACCUCCUGGGAGAGCUCUUCCUUGGCUGUGGACUCUUGCAGGCCUUUGAUAUUACUCUCGUCCUACAGUUUGUAGCACUGUUGAUCAGCUAUUCGCUGGCAGGAAGUGAAGCAUACGCUCAAGUUCUUGGAAUUAAUUACCUGUAUGUGAUUCCGGUCUUUGUGUGGGUCCUGUCCUUUCUCAUUGUUUUCGCGCUCCAGCUGGUCCAGCCCGUCGUUUCCAUCCUCACGUUCUUCAAAGGUUCACUUCUCCUGGGAACAGUAGCAGUGACAUUUUACGUUGGAGCAGAAAUACAUCGAGACAUUCAUAACGACUUUUCAGCGUUCGGCGGACCGUUUCUGAUGGGAACUGUUGCAUUGGGUGGCGUUGCGAACACUAUGCCGCUAAUGUACAGCAAGAUCAGUCCUGUAAAGGACCAGAUUCAGAACUUCCGACUCUCCGUAAACUUAGGCCUGAUCACGUGUACAGUUCUAAAUAUACUAUGGUGCUGGGCGGUGCUGGACAUCGUUCCACAGCUAUCCUCGUUUCCAUGUCCCACUGAUAAACACUCCACUGACUCGGAGGGAACACUGUGUUACAGGAACAUUUCAUUACAAAGAUCCGCAAGUGAAGGAGAAAUCUCCACCAUUCCACUAACUAAGAUUAUAAAGGAGAAAUACCCAACCUAUUCUUGGGUUGCCUUUCUUGUGGAACUCUUCAUCAUGGUCAGCAUCACUGUCUCGUUUCUCACGGUGGGAGCAGUUCUUCAUCAUACACUGUUGGGUUGGUUACAGUCUGCUUGGAAGAAAGAUAAACUGGCAGAAUACCGGAAUCAGAAUAAAGUCUCGUGUUUCAAUACUAAGUGUUUCUGCAGCUCAGUUGUCUCCCUUGUGGUGUUCUCCAUUGUGUUUGGUGUGUCGAUGUUAGAUCCUCAGGGUUUUGUUGAAAUAUUGGAGAAAUUUUCAUCAUUUACCAUCAACAUAGAAGUGGCUGUUUUCAUUUUCUUGAUGUGCUUAAAUGCCAGGAAAAAAGAACAUCUGAAACAUCGGAUCCCUCUACCCAUUCCAUCCAUAUUUGGAAAGCUUUUGUACUUGAUUCCAUUGUACUUUGGAUUUGCUGUGAUAUAUGAUGUAGGAUUGACUAUAUAUAUUAUAGUAGAAGAACAUGUAAGCAGAGAGAACUAUCCAAGCUCAAGUUUGACUUCUCCGCUCCCUGUGACAUCAUCAGUGACUACGGCGGCCAUGCUCAAUAAUGUGUCGACAGUGACGUACGCAGAAACUUCCACAAGCAUUGAGGAAUACAUCACAAAUGUGUUCAAUAAAUCUGGAAGAUGAGUUGCUGAUAUGUUGCCGUGAAUGAUUCAUUUUCUCUAGUCAACGUUUUAGUAACUUAUGGAUGGAAUUUUUACUCAGAUUUGUAUUUGGUACUGGAGGGAUUCGUUUUUAGUUUAUUGUACAAUAGCUCAUUUCUGGGGGUGUAAUUUCUGUGGUUUGCUAUGUUACGUUUAUAUCCAGUCUGAUGUAACAACAAAUUUCAUUCAAAUUCUCCAUGACCUCAAAAAACCAGUGAACAACCAGCGAAAAAACUCCGACAACUCCCUUAUCUUGUGAACAUGCUGUUUUCUUCUCAAACCAUGAACACUUCGUGAAAAUUUAAACUUCAUGAAAUAAAAAGUCAUUUGUACAGUUUUAUAUUAAAUUUUACAUGUAUCAGUAGACAACUUUUAAAAAAAAAAUUUGAAACAACUAUUCUAUUGUUUGAACGAGAAGACCCACAAACCAAAGUUUUUAUAUGCUGUACAUGUAUAAACAUUAUAAAGAUGUGCUGACUUAAAAGGUUGUCUGUCACUAGUUUGACAAUUUCCACUUCUAGAAAAGAAACAUUCCACUUCUAACUUUGAGCCAGGAAAAAUGUCCACUCCUUUUAUUGGCAGCAGUAGAAAUAAUUUAUUUUGUUAUAGAAGUCGUAUGUACUUACAGUGCCUUGACAAUUCAUUUUAGCUUCACUAUUUCACAUUUUAGCUUCACUAUUUCACAUUUUAGCUUCACUGUUUCACAUUUUAGCUUCACUAUUUCACAUUUUAGCUUCACUAUUUCACAUUUUAGCUUCACUAUUUCACAAUUUAGCUUUACUAUUUCACAUUUUAGCUUCACUGUUUCACAUUUUAGCUUCACUGUUUCACAAUUUUAAGGCCCCACUAAAAUAGUGGGUGCCCUACAGUAAUUACUCUGUCUGUCUUGCAACACUUUCUUUGACAUGCGAUAACUUAAGUUUCGGAGGAAGAUUUUCAUAUAUUUUACACACAAUACUUAAAUUGGGCAGAGGAAGUUUCCUUUCCAGAGUUAUGGGACUUAGAUUUUUUUUUUUAUAUCAAUAAUAGCAUUUUUCUACGGCACUCAGUUAUUUGAGAUUACAAGAGAAACUUUUCGUAAAUCCUAUAUGUACUACUCCAAUUUCACGAGGUAGAUCCCUUCACAUUUCUGUUUGUAUUGUUUCACAUUCUAAGUUUGUUAUUUCCAACUGAUAUUUUUUAUUUUCUGUAAUGUUAAUAUCUGGUCUUUUUCUCUCUGGGGCUACUUACUUACUUGUUUACAUAAUCUCUAACCUCACAUUUGUUUUGACAUAGAACAUCAUUAAGACACACAUUUAUCCCCCGCAGUGAAAUACACCUUUUCUUCAGUAUCACUCCAACAACAGAACUCCUCCUCAAUAAAGUUAUUGAUUGGCAAACACAGCAAUUUUUGUUUGGCAUGCUUUUUAUACGUUGAUAUAACAAUUAACACAACUUCCCCCCCCCCCCCCCCUCAAAAAGUUCUCCCCUAUAGAUCUUUUAUUUGGAUACCCUGAACUGAUCCUUUGUCUGCAUAAAAAAGACAAAAUGCAUGUAAUAUUGUAUACUUUGAAAACAUGAGAUGUGUCCUUUAAGACUGAUUUGUCAAUAGAGUGAAUUAAUUAAUGCAGUCUUCAAGUCGGUUACACACUUUUUAACAUUAUAGUUCAGUUAUUUGUCUUCACUUACAUGACUCGGGCUUUAGAAAAUAUCACCAACAAAAUAAACAGUUCAAAAUGAAGUGUUAAAUCUGUUAUGAUUUGAGACAUGAAAUAUAGAGUGUUAUAAAAUUUCGUAUUUUUCUUGUUGUUGGUCUAUACUACAUCUGAUGUAUAGAACAUGAAAUUUUGGUUAGACUAAUUGGGAAUUAAAGUGAAUUUCACACAGAGGGUAGAUCUAAUGAAAUUUCAAAAUACAUGAUUAUAUGCAAAAGAUAUUUUGAUAUUUGUUGAUUUAUUUACAGAUAUGAUUGAAAUAAAUUAAUUCAUCAUUUAA